UCGAGUUCCAGAUUCGGGAAGUAACUAAAGUCAAUAGGCGCCAAGUACCAAAUAGUCAACUGUUGGAUUAUUGAAAAAUCGAUCCUCAAUGAUUUCUCAUCAGUCUAUUCAAUCAAUCCACUGCUCAGUCCAGUAAUAUAAAACACCAUUGAUUCGAUUCCAGCAACUACUCACUCAAAUGGGCUUUGUUAGUUUUCUCACCAUGACGAAGAGAUUCACUGGAAUCAUCGCUAUUCUCUUGUUGCUUUCGCUGACAACAGCCUCUGCUUCUCAGGAGUUUUGUGAUGCUAGGAUGGAUUACAGUGUUGUGGGAUGUGGAGGAUCUGACUCCACUUCACAAACGAUCUUGAUUAAGGGAGGGACAGUUGUAAAUGCUCACCAUCAACAGGUCGCUGAUGUUUUUAUAGACAAUGGGAUUGUUACUGAUGUGAAACCUAACAUCAAGGUCAGUGAUGAAGUUACAAUAGUUGAUGCCACUGGAAAGUUUGUCAUGCCAGGGGGAAUUGAUCCUCACACUCACCUGGAAUUUGAAUUUAUGGGUACUGAAACAAUUGAUGACUUCUUCAGCGGGCAAGCGGCUGCACUAGCAGGUGGAACAACCAUGCACAUUGAUUUUGUCAUCCCGGUGAAUGGGAGUCUAUCUUCAGGGUUUAAAGCAUACGUAGAAAAAGCAAAGAAGUCUUGUAUGGACUAUGGUUUCCAUAUGGCAAUAACCAAAUGGGAUGAUACUGUUGCAAGAGAAAUGGAAAUUAUGGUUAAAGAGAAAGGCAUCAACUCCUUCAAAUUUUUCCUAGCGUACAAGGGUGCUCUCAUGAUUAAUGAUGAGCUUCUGUUGGAGGGACUUAAAAAAUGCAAGUCUGUUGGUGCUUUAGCCAUGGUUCAUGCGGAAAACGGGGAUGCUGUUUUUGAAGGCCAGAAAAGAAUGAUUGAACUUGGUAUUACUGGUCCAGAGGGUCAUGCACUUUCAAGGCCCCCUUUGGUAAUCUUUUUGAGUACAAAUAGACGUCCCUUGUUGAUACUGUCCAU
Molecule: messenger RNA, 1026 nt
Organism: Coffea eugenioides
Lineage: Eukaryota; Viridiplantae; Streptophyta; Magnoliopsida; Gentianales; Rubiaceae
Product: dihydropyrimidinase-like
Exons: 5
Biological process (GO): pyrimidine nucleobase catabolic process
Cellular component (GO): cytosol
Molecular function (GO): dihydropyrimidinase activity
Source: RefSeq, a predicted model, not a curated record